ACAAAAUUUUAAAAACAAAAGCAGUAGGGACAGUGAAAUCAUUUUUUUUUUUUAAUUACUCCAAUGAAUUGGUCUGUCGUACCAUUUGGUGCUUUAAAAUACAGAGAAGUUAACUCGUGAUUCCCCUAAUAACCCCACCCCCACAUAGGGGAUAAAACUAUAUACACAAUGUAUAGGCUAAAUUGAAUUGUUUCAGUGAGAGAGACUUGUCAUUUGCCAGCUUUGGACCUUGUUGCUUUUCAUUCAUUCAAUGCAAAGAAAGAAGCCAUGCUAGACCUUUGUGAUCUGCAAAUCCAUGUGAAUGGCCAACAAACAUUCUUUCUGCACCAGAAAGUAUUAUCAAGAUUCUGCGGGAAGUUGAGGAAGAUAAUAAAGGAAGAAAAACGGAAAAGUCGGAUAAGGAUAUCAGGAAUAGAUAUUGAUGAUUUCCCAGGUGGGCCUCAAGAUUUUGAAUUGAUUUCCAGAUUCUGUUACAAUAAUGGCAGUAUCACAAUUACUGUCUCAAAUGUGUCAAUCCUCCAUUGCUGUGCAGUAUCUCUUGGGAUGACUUCUUCAUUCAAUCUCUUGCAUCAAACUGAGACAUUUCUUGAAGGAUUGUUUAAUUGGUCGUGGAAAGAUAUUCUCACAUCCCUCAAAGCUUGUGAAACUUUCUUCUCAUUUGCACAUUCUUGUGGACUCAUUCAGAAGCUCAUCAAUUCACUUCUUGCAAAGAUUGCUCAGAAUUCUGAUGUCGGUCUCCUCUUUGCUUCCUCUUCCUCUUCUCCAGAUGCGCGAACCCCUUCUUCAUCAUCUUCUUCUUCUUCAACAAAUAAAUUAGCUUGGUGGUUUGAGGAUAUGACCAUUUUAUCCCCAAGUACAAUAGAGCAGUUUCUCAAGACUUUAGGAGCUUUUGGGAGUGAUAACAACAAUUUAGUCCUAACAAGAUUUGUGCUUCAUUACUUGAAGACAGCAGCCCAUUGUAAAGGUAUUAAUAAGAUAUCAUCAUACACUGGUCUAGCAGAUACAGCAGUUCAUGGGGUGGUUUUGAUGGGAAAGACAGCAUUUUCUUGCAGAAGCUUGUUUUGGGUAUUGAGAAUUGUUUCUGUGUUUGGGCUUGGCAGAGAGUGCAGGUGUAGAUUAGAGAAAUUGAUAGGGGGAUUACUUGAUCAAGCAACCUUAGAUGAUCUACUAAUAUGUGGGAAUAAUGGGGGUGCUUAUGAUGUUAAUAUUGUGGUGAGAUUAAUUAGAUUGUUCGUUCGUCGGGACUCCAAAAUUGGAAUGACGAAAGUUGGAAGGUUAAUAGAUAAGUACUUGAGAGAGAUAGCACCUGACCAAAGCCUUAAAAUCUCAAAGUUCCUUGGGGUAGCAGAGAGCCUACCAGAUUAUGCAAGGGAUACCUAUGAUGGGGUCUACAGAGCCAUUGAUAUCUAUCUUGAGUCUCAUCCAACCCUUCCUUUAGAAGAAAGAUCAAGACUAUGCAGAUGUCUCAACUAUGACAAGCUAAGCCUCGAAGCAUGCAAAGACCUAGCCAAAAACCCCAGAAUCCCACCAAGAAUUGCCGUUCACGCACUUGCUUCUCAGGGUUCAAGUCAGAAUUUUUUCAAGGAAAAAGAUGCAAAAAACAAGACAAGCAUCAGUAAAAAUCAUCAGAUGGUUGUGUACAAGAAACAUGAAAGUGACAUGAGCUCUGGUGCAAGUGAUCAUCGUAAUGAUCAAAGCACGGAUGAAGAAUAUGCAGAGAGUGAGCAUAUGAGACUAAAUCUGCAAAGAAUGCAAUGGAAAGUUGUGGAAUUGGAGAAAGUUUGUAGGGAGAUGAAAGGCCAAAUGUCAAGAAUGGUCAAAACAGGGGCAAUGGCUCCUCCUCCUCACUCUAGAGCUUUACCUAGGCUUUGCUGAAUUCAAUUCUUAACACACACACAAAAAGAAAGAAAAAAAAAAGAUCGAUAUAUAUAUUGAUAAUUUAUAUGUGGCUUUCUUUUUUCCAUUUGUAUGUUGAAAAAGCACGUAUUGUUAAUUUCAUAUUACAAACUAUGUACCUAUAGUUUUCUAUGCAUUCCAAUUCCAAUUUCUGCAUUUCUGUAACUAU
Molecule: messenger RNA, 2065 nt
Organism: Solanum dulcamara
Lineage: Eukaryota; Viridiplantae; Streptophyta; Magnoliopsida; Solanales; Solanaceae
Product: BTB/POZ domain-containing protein At3g19850-like
Exons: 3
Coding region: 268-1875 (535 amino acids)
Molecular function (GO): protein binding
Source: RefSeq, a predicted model, not a curated record